Messenger RNA from Scleropages formosus (Asian bonytongue), 1311 nucleotides. RefSeq names its product transmembrane protein 150C (gene tmem150c). Gene Ontology annotation, cellular component: plasma membrane. Bases 125 to 922 code for a protein of 265 amino acids. The transcript has 8 exons. NCBI's taxonomy places the organism in Eukaryota, Metazoa, Chordata, Actinopteri, Osteoglossiformes, Osteoglossidae. The record is from RefSeq and is a predicted model, not a curated record.
CGUGCGGCUGAAAUGGACAUUCUGCCUGUUUCUCCCCAGCUGUCUCAUAAUCAUGUCAGAGAGCAGUGAACUCUAGAUGCUGCUUUCACCAGAAAACAAAGGGAAAGUACGGUACUAAUACCGCAUGGCAAAAAGCAAUUGCAAACUUGUGACUUGCACUUUUUCCUUAAAGGGAGAGCAUUUCGACAUGAGGAGCUGCAACCCAUGGACCUUUCUCCCCAUCAUGUUCUCUGUCUUCACAGCAGUGGGGCUCUGGGUUGUGUACUUUAUUGCUAUGGAGGAUGACAGAAUAGUUCCACUGAGUUCAGAAUACAGGCAAUCUGGUUCAAAAGCUCCGCCAUUCAUAAGCAAUGCAGGAAAUGCUCCCCCAGCCAGCUGUGUCUUCAGUCAAGUUGUCAACAUGGCUGCAUUUGUAGCAUUCAUCAUUGGAGUCCUCAGAUACCUGCAGCUGAAGCCCAAGGUGCAGAAGCCCUUUCUCAACAUUGGAGGCUUGGUGACAUUGUCACUAGCCUGCUUUGGAAUGACUUUGGUUGGCAAUUUCCAGCUUGCCAACGAUAAGGAGCUUCACAACUUUGGCACAUUAAUGACCUUUUUCCUGGGGUCCGUGUUCUGCUGGAUCCAGUCAAUCCUGACCCUAAAGAUCAACCUGUGCAAUGAAGGCUGGAGGGCAGGAAUCCCACGCUUCCUGCUGUCAGGCGCCAUCACCUUCUGCAUGCUGCUCUACUUUGCGUUGAAGGCGCAGCGCUUGCUCAUGCAUGCUGCUCGCACACAGUGGGCCUUGGUCAUGUUCUUCCUCUGCUACCUGGGUACCUUCGCCGUUGAGUUCCGUCACCACCGCUUCGAGAUUGUCUGCAGCGAUGACCAGGAACCCCAGAUCAGAGCUGAGAUGGAAGUUUCAGAAUUUCAGUCAGACCAGUUAUAGGGCUCUUCCUGCCUUUUAUUGUAAACUAGCAGAAUGUGGCAGCCUGACUGCUUUAGGUUUUCCACAUUGUUCUGGAAUUUCAGCUCUGCAUGUUUAAGUGUCUCUGAUACAUUCCUCCAGUGAUGAGGUAUAAAGGGCAAUAUAGGAGUUUUCACUACUUUAGCUCCAGUUUAUAAAGAAGUCUUCCUUGGAACAAGAGGCUCCCCAGAUUUCUUGUUCUGAAGGAAUCUUGCUCUGUAAAGUUUAUUACAUUGGAUUACAUUUUUUAUGUGGGAGGCAUGGUGGCGCAGCAGGUACUGCUGCCACCUCAGAGCACCCAGGCUGACUGGGUGUAGGUUCAAGUGUAGCUCAGUCUGUGUGAAGUUUGCAUGUCCUCCUCCUGGUUGUGU